Molecule: messenger RNA, 5063 nt
Organism: Artibeus jamaicensis (Jamaican fruit-eating bat)
Lineage: Eukaryota; Metazoa; Chordata; Mammalia; Chiroptera; Phyllostomidae
Gene: NFE2L2
Product: NFE2 like bZIP transcription factor 2
Exons: 5
Coding region: 155-1975 (606 amino acids)
Biological process (GO): regulation of transcription by RNA polymerase II; cellular response to oxidative stress
Cellular component (GO): nucleus
Molecular function (GO): RNA polymerase II cis-regulatory region sequence-specific DNA binding; DNA-binding transcription factor activity, RNA polymerase II-specific
Source: RefSeq, a predicted model, not a curated record
AGCCCAGUAGGCGAUUAGGGCCUUGUAGCCAAGGAAAGAGUGCUGGGGAGCCGGUACGAGUCGCCGCCGUCAGCGCCUCCUGGUCCACACCGUGCUUGGGCAGCUGAGACAGGACUGCCGUCGGAGAGCCUCAGAGCACCAUCCCCAGCUCAGCAUGAUGGACUUGGAGCUGCCGCCACCGGGACUGCCAUCCCAGCAGGAUAUGGAUUUGAUUGACAUACUUUGGAGGCAAGAUAUCGAUCUGGGGGUGAGCCGAGAAGUGUUUGACUUCAGUCAACGACAGAAGGAGCAUGAGCUUGAAAAGCAGAAGAAACUUGAAAAGGAAAGACAAGAACAACUGCAAAAGGAGCAAGAGAAAGCCUUUUUCGCUCAGUUACAACUAGAUGAAGAGACGGGUGAAUUCCUCCCAAUUCAGCCAGCCCAGCACAUCCCGUCAGAAACCAGUGGGUCUGCCAACUACUCCCAGGCGGCGCACAUUCCCAAACCAGACGCCCUGUGCUUCGAUGACUGCAUGCAGCUCUUGGCAGAGACAUUCCCGUUCGUGGACGACAAUGAGGUUUCUUCGGCUGCGUUUCAGUCACUUGUUCCUGAAGUUCCCAGCCACGCGGAGAACCCAGUCUUUAUUGCUCCUAAUCAGAAUCAGUCGCCUGAACCUCUUAUCCUUCAGCUGAUCAGUGAUUUAGAUAAUAUGCAGCAGGACACUGAGCAAGUCUGGGAGGAAUUAUUAUCCAUUCCAGAAUUACAGUGUCUUAAUAUUCAAAAUGACAAACUGGGUGAGCCUAGCACGGUUCCAAGUCCAGAAACCAAACAGGCAGAUGCUGACAACAGUUACCAUUUCUACUCAUUGACCCCUUCACUGGAGAAAGAAGUAAGUAACUGCGGUCCACAUUUUCUCAGUGCUUUUGAGGACUCCUUCAGCAGCAGCGUCCUCCCCACAGAAGACCCCAGUCAGUUGGCAGUGAACUCCUUAAACUCAAACGUCACAGUAAACACAGAUUUUGGUGAUGAGUUUUAUUCUGCCUUCAUAGCAGAGCCCAGUAACAGCAACAGCAUGUCCGCCUCUGCUACUUUCAACCAUUCACUCUCUGAACUGCUCGACGGGCCCAUUGAUGUUUCUGACCUAUUACUUUGUAAAGCCUUCAAUCAAAACCACCCUGAAAGCACGGAAUUCAAUGAUUCUGACUCUGGCAUUUCACUGAACACCAGCCCCAGCUUGGCAUCACCAGAACACUCAGUGGAGUCUUCUAUCUAUGGAGACACACCCCUUGGUUUCAGUGAUUCUGAAAUGGAAGAGAUAGAUAGUGCCCCCUCGAGUGUCAAACACAGUGGUCCUAAAACACAGCCAGUACAGCCUUCUGGGGAUAUAGUUCAACCCCUGUCACCAUCUCGGGGGCACAGUGCUCCAACGUGUGAUGCCCAGUGUGAAAACACACAAAAGAAAGAAUUGCCUGUAAGUCCCGGUCAUCGCAAAACCCCUUUCACAAAAGACAAACAUUCAAACCGCUUGGAGGCUCAUCUCACAAGAGAUGAGCUAAGGGCAAAAGCUCUCCAUAUCCCAUUCCCUGUAGAAAAAAUCAUUAACCUUCCUGUUGAUGACUUCAAUGAAAUGAUGUCCAAGGAGCAAUUCAACGAGGCUCAGCUUGCAUUAAUUCGAGAUAUACGUAGGCGGGGUAAGAAUAAAGUGGCUGCUCAGAAUUGCAGAAAAAGAAAACUGGAAAAUAUAGUGGAACUGGAGCAAGAUUUGGAUCAUUUAAAAGAUGAAAAAGAAAAAUUGCUCAAAGAAAAAGGAGAAAAUGACAAGAACCUCCAUCUACUGAAAAAACAACUCAGCACCUUGUAUCUUGAAGUCUUCAGCAUGCUCCGAGAUGAAGAUGGAAAACCUUACUCUCCCAGUGAAUACUCCCUGCAGCAAACGAGAGAUGGCAAUGUAUUCCUUGUUCCCAAGAGCAAGAGGCCAGAUGUUAAGAAAAACUAGGUAUGGGAAGAUCUGACCUUUUCUGAGCUAGUUGUGUGUGUGUGUGUGUGUGUGUGUGUACUGUUAUGUAUACUAAAAGCUCCUACUGUGAUGUGAAAUGCAGAAAUACUUUAUAAUUCUAUGCAAAAUUAUAGUCAAAACUAAAGUAGAAUAUAAAAUUUUAAAAGCAUUAAAUGUUAUCAGUAUGCUGAAAUCAGUUUCACUUUAACUGCAAACUUAAUUUCUUAGAGCACCAUUUGAGAUAGUUUCUGUACGCGUGUAAAUACUACAAAAACUUAGUCAUACUGUUCUUAUCUCAUUUGUUACAUUCAUAGAUUUAUAUGUUUUGACAUCUGGCUAAAAGCAAAUUGUUGCAAAACUAACCACUAUGUACUUUUUUAUAAAUAUUAUAUGAACAAAGAAAUGGCCUUUUUUAUAUUAAAUUGUUUAGCUCUGGCAAAAAAAAAUUUAGUGGAAAAGCUGUACUAAUAAAUAUUAUGAUUGUUAAAAUUUCUUGUAAUUCAUUCGAGUUUAUUCACAGUAUUUUAAAUGACAAUACAUUUAGUACAUUUAGGUGUUUUGCAUUUUCAGAAUGUUUACUCAGAGAUAUAGAAAACUGAAAUAUAUCAAAAAGAUAUUUUAUUACUUCAAUAGUAGGCACAUUUCAAACAAGGAAAAUGGUCUAUCUUGACAUGAAAACUAUGUGCUAGGUAUUGUUUAAAGUACAGAGGACAGCCCUGGCUGGUGUGGCUCAGUGGGUUGUGUGCUGGCCCGAGAACCAGAAAGUCAUAGGUUCAAGUCCCAGCAGGCCAGGUCCCCAUUUGGCAGCGUGUGAGAGGCAACCAGUCAACAUAAUCUCCCACAGAUUGUUGUUUCUCUCCUUCUCCCUCCUUCCCUUCUCCUAAAAUCUUAAAAAUAAAGUAAAAAGACAAAAUGGAAACCCUGUCCUCCUAGAACUAGUGGACAAAGACAGCAAAUGUACUAUACUAUGCCAGAAAGGUCUGGGAAGAUCAGCAAAAAGUCAUCGUGACUUAGAAUAGGGUUGUAAAUAGGAAAAACCUUACUGAGAUGGCAGUAUUUGAAGGUGUGGGAAACCCAUCCUGUUUGCUGAAAAGAGUAUUUCACCCAAGACACAGCAAGUCCAAAGUCUCUGAGGCUUGAGAAAAAUAUUCUCUAUAUGGCUGACAAUAGAGAAGAAAAGGUGUCGAAUAGAAGUAACAUCUGCCUUGUGUGUUGAGAAUAGUCUAGAACAUAGGUAGCAGACACAAGGCCUGAGGGCCCAUAAAUCGGGCUCUCCACCUUGUUACCUGGCGGCAGCACUGAGCUCUUAACUGUUAAGGGUAGUUACAUUUUGCGGUCCUCAAAUUACAUUUGGCCCUUUGAAAGAACCGAGACUGAUGUAGCCCCCAGUGAAAAUGAGUUUGACACCCCUGGUCUAGAGGGUGAAUGUAGGAGCAGGGAGACCAAUGGAAAGGCUCUGCAAUACUCACAUGAAAGAUUUAGUUGAAAAUAGGAAAUUUGGUGUCUAGGUCCAGGGUGAUAGUAAGGCAUUGAAUCCUACAUUUCGAAGGUAACUAACUAGGUGGAUUUCUUGACACUCUAUGUGGGGUGAAAGUGGAAUCGAAGACUUGAAUAUCUUCAAGAACAGAGUUGCCCAGCAAUAGAGACUAGUUACAGGGAGGUCUAGGUGAGAAAAGUCAGCUCAUUUAAAAUGUUUAAUCUUACCCUGGCUGGUCUGCCUCAGUGGAUUCAGCACCAGCUUGCAAACAAAAAUAUCAAGUACAAAAUCAAGACCCCCUCAAAACUGAAAAUCUUUCUGCUGCCAAAUAAACCAUUGACAGCAUUGACUAUUUCCUCACCUAAACCAAUGUGUUUAGGUUGGUUUUGUUUUCAAGUGGAGAAAUGGUUUGAGGGUUAAGCAGGUUUAGGAUAAGCACCAUGUGCAAACUAUUCAGAGUGCUAUCUACCCAUUAGGAAAAAUGAAGUGCAGAGGUCCACGGGCUCUAGAGCCAGAUGACCCGGGCUUGUUGCUGCCAUUCCAGAAUGACCCCCAGAACCUCAAAGCAGUCAGGCUUGUUUCCUCAUCUGUAAGCAGGCAUGUCCAACCCAUGGCCUGGGGUGGCUAUGAAUGCAGCCCAACAGAUUUGUAAAUUCACGUAAAACGUAUUUUGUGUGACUGUGUCACAAUGUAUUUAAUGUGUGGUCCAAGAAAACUCUUCUUUCAGUGUGGCCCAGAGAUGCCGAAAGGUUGGCCCCCUGGGACUGUAGAGGAUACUACUGAGCCUACACACUUUACAAAUGAGCGUGUUCUCCUUUUCUUUAGCCUUGUAUGAGGAUGCUUUCUGGUUGCAAGUGAAAAAAGUGAAGUCCAAUUAGCUAAAUUGAAGUUGGUUUUGAUGACUGGGAAGCUCAGGCUUCAAGUGACUUAAGGUAAUGGCUCUAGACAUUCAAAUGUGAAGAUUGUGCUGACUUUCCUUGGUUGGUUAAGAAUUUCCACCCCCAAAGCAACAGAACGAGGAAAAUAAGAAGUUUCUUCCUGUAAUGGUGGUGACUAGAUCCCCGCAGACGAAUUUUCCAAUCUUGAGACAAAAAUUUCAAAUCUUGAAUAAAGUACACUAAGCAAAAUUGUGGGAGGGGGUGGAGUUGGGGGACGCUGGCCCUUCCCAGCAGCCCUGUCUGGAGGACCUGGAAUUGGCUGUCACCUACUUCAAGGGAGAGCACCACUGGACAGACCAAAACAGACUUCACUAGCCUGAGAGCAGAUUCCUUUGCUCACAACACAGCAUUUUUUAAAAAAUUAAUCAAAUUUCAAAAUAUUCUGUCAAGUUAAUGUAGUCAAGUUUAUGUAACUAAAAGAUACUUUUAACUACUAGACAUACUGUGUAUUAGAAACUAAACCACUUAAAAAUGGGCACACCUUGUUUAUCAUGCUUUGCUUUAUUGUACUUCAGAUAUUUUACAAAUCUAAGGCAAGAUCCUCCACCACCAAAGAUUGCAGUUCACUGGGGUGCUGGGGAACCAACCCACAGUAUUUGAGGUCUGCAUGUGUAUAACAAAUCCUAAUUUACCCAUGACUAAAAAAAAAUAAAGGUUUCACCACUUAAUCUGA